AUGACUAUAUAUAAAAGCAACGGGAACUGCAUGAGAAUGAGAUGUGGAGAGCAAUGCCGAUCAAUCGGAGGGCCCCAGGAGGCCGCUCACCCAGACGCUCUCAAGGCAGCGCUGGCCGAGUUCAUUUCUACCCUAAUCUUUGUGUUUGCAGGUGAAGGGUCAGGCAUGGCCUUUAGCAAGCUGACCAACAAUGCAGCCAAUACCCCUUCCGGCCUCAUUGCUGCCGCUAUAGCUUACGCCUUCGCACUGUUCGUGGCUGUUCCAGUCAGCGCCAACAUCUCCGGCGGCCAUGUUAACCCUGCCGUCACCUUUGGUGCCUUUGUUGGCUGUAACAUUACCCUUCUCCGUGGUAUCCUGUACUGGAUUGCUCAGUUGCUUGGCUCCGUCGUGGCUUGCUUGCUUCUUAAGCUCGCCACCGGUGGCUUGGAAACUGCUGCAUUUUCUUUGUCCGCCGGAGUUGGCGUGUGGAACGCAUUAGUAUUGGAGACUGUGAUGACAUUUGGACUGGUGUACACCGUGUACGCCACCGCAGUGGAUCCAAAGAGGGGCAGAUUGGGAACCAUAGCCCCCAUGGCUAGUGGUUUCAUCGUGGGUGCCAAUAUCUUGGUUAGUGGGGCCUUUCGUGGUGCGUCAAGGAACCCAGCAGUGUCUUUCGGCCCCGCAGUGGUCAGCUGGACCUGGGAGAACCACUGGGUCUACUGGGCCGGUCCACUCAUAGGUGGUGGCCUUGCUGGAGUCGUCUAUGAGCUCUUCUUUAUCCCCCAGUCCCACGAGGAGUUGCCAACAACUGACAAUUGA
Coffea eugenioides is the source of this 798-nucleotide messenger RNA. Its product is annotated as aquaporin TIP1-1-like. Gene Ontology annotation, biological process: transmembrane transport; water transport. Gene Ontology annotation, cellular component: plant-type vacuole membrane. The record is from RefSeq and is a predicted model, not a curated record. The transcript has 3 exons. Gene Ontology annotation, molecular function: water channel activity. NCBI's taxonomy places the organism in Eukaryota, Viridiplantae, Streptophyta, Magnoliopsida, Gentianales, Rubiaceae. The coding region runs from base 1 to 798 and encodes 265 amino acids.